Syngnathus acus (greater pipefish) is the source of this 1239-nucleotide messenger RNA. Its product is annotated as phospholipid phosphatase 6-like. Lineage: Eukaryota; Metazoa; Chordata; Actinopteri; Syngnathiformes; Syngnathidae. Gene Ontology annotation, molecular function: sphingosine-1-phosphate phosphatase activity. The record is from RefSeq and is a predicted model, not a curated record. The coding region runs from base 420 to 1187 and encodes 255 amino acids. The transcript is spliced from 2 exons.
UCUCCAGGUUCAUAGGUCAGAUUCCUUGUCAUUUUCUUUUGGGUUGUCUGUAAGGAGAGAAAAACUGGAAUUGCGUUAAAAAAAAGACCUUGUCAGAAUACGAAGUGAUACAUUGUUUUAUUAAUGUGCAUGUGUAGGCAAAUCCGGUGUCCUGCAUGUUUUCUAUGACUCCCUGUUGCAACACAUCUGAUUGAAAUGGUCAUAUACUGUAAUGAACAAACUGCAGAAGCAGGAUAGCAAUCCUCCUACCUCCCUCGAGGACCGUGGAUUUGCCUAACGGAUGGGUGGAUGGAUGGAUAGACUGUGUGUGGGAUCAUGUGACCACCGCGGUCUGUGUUGCGACUCAGCACAUGUGACACAUGCAGGUGCUGGUUGACGCAUGGGGUGCUGCUUGAUAUCCGAGGACACCAAACGAAAAAAUGUCCUCAGCCGUGUCCAGACGGAAUAGCUGCCGUGGAAGUCAAUGUGGAACUCGAUCAUCAUCAUCAUCAUUGGAAUGUAGACGUCGGGCCUCCAAUUGUUCCUACUUAGCAACAAGUGAGGAGCUUUCCGUCAGCUUGAGCCAACCGAUAGUCACCAUUACGCUGCGCUUCUUUUUGGCCAUCGACCUGUGGUUGUCCAAACGAUUCGGUGUGUGCGCCUGUGAGGAUUCAUCCUGGGGUGGCAUACGACCCCUAGUGAGGUUGGUGGAGUUCUCCGGGCAUGUUAUCCCCUGGCUCAUCGGCACUCUCUACGCUCUCCUCUGUGGGCAAACUGUGCCCGAGCAGGAAAUCAUGCUCAAUUUGGCCCUGGCACUCCUUUUAGAUCUGCUUUUGGUCAGACUCGUCAAGACUGCGAUCAGACGUCGAAGGCCAUCCCAGAACCGCACAGACCUCUUCUCCACUUUCUUCAUCGAGCGCUACUCCUUCCCCUCAGGCCACGCCACACGAGCGGCAAUGUGCGCCCGCUUCCUGUUAGCCCAACUGGUCGACACUAACUCCAUGCGAGUGUUAGUCUUGGGAUGGGCCGGCCUGGUGAGCAUGUCCCGACUGCUCCUGGCCCGCCACUAUGUGACAGAUGUGGGCUUUGGUUUGCUCAUGGGUUACUGCCAGUAUGACCUUGUGGAAAGGUUAUGGGUGACUUGGGACUGCCUGCAGGAUCUGCUGUUGAUGAGGCUGCAGGAAAGACUUAACAAGGUUUAUGGGUGACUGUGGAUGGCCAGUUGGACACAUUAAAAAUAAAGACCAUUUGUCUUAUGUG